Molecule: messenger RNA, 678 nt
Organism: Ylistrum balloti
Lineage: Eukaryota; Metazoa; Mollusca; Bivalvia; Pectinida; Pectinidae
Product: protein kinase 4-like
Exons: 1
Coding region: 1-678 (225 amino acids)
Source: RefSeq, a predicted model, not a curated record
AUGUUCUGGUCAGCUGAAACAACAACAAACAACAUCUCCAUGGUCUGGUCAGCUGACAACAACUCCAUGGUCUGGUCGGCUGACAACAACUCCAUGGUCUGGUCAGCUGAGACAACAACUCCAUGGUCUGGUCAGCUGACAACAACUCCAUGGUCUGGUCAGCUGAGACAACAACUCCAUGGUCUGGUCAGAAAAGCAACAACAAACAACAACUCCAUGGUCUGGUCAGCUGAAACAACAACAAACAACAACUCCAUGGUCUGGUCAGCAAAAACAACAACAAACAACAACUCCAUGGUCUGGUCAGCAAAAACAACAGCAAACAACAACUCCAUGGUCUGGUCAGCUGAAACAACAACAAUCAACAGCUCCAUGGUCUGGUCAGCUGAAACAACAACAAACAACAACUCCAUGGUCUGGUCAGCUGAAACAACAACUCCAUGGUCUGGUCAGCAAAAACAACAGCAAACAACAACUUCAAGGUCUGGUCAGCUGAAACAACAACAAACAACAACUCCAUGGUCUGGUCAUCUGAAACAACAGCUCCAUGGUCUGGUCAACAAAAACAACAACAAACAACUCCAUGGUCUGGUCAGCAAAAUCAACAGCAAACAACAACUCCAUGGUCUGGUCAGCAAAAACAACAGCAAACAACAACUCCAUGGUCUGGUCAGCUGA